This is a messenger RNA of Lachancea dasiensis, 294 nucleotides long. Lineage: Eukaryota; Fungi; Ascomycota; Saccharomycetes; Saccharomycetales; Saccharomycetaceae. The record is from the annotation of a GenBank genome assembly.
AUGUCUGACAUCGUCCUUGUUUCGAAGAACGACGCUGAAUUUACGAUAUCGCUUGAAGCAGCUUCGAUAUCACCCGUGUUGAAGAAUAUGCUUUCCAGUGCGUUCAUGGAAGGUCAUCAGAGGAGAGUCGAAUUGAAGGAGAUAGACCCGCAUGUUCUAGAGAAAGUUGCAGACUAUCUGGAAUAUCGCUAUAAGUAUAUUGACGCCACAGAGGACGAAGACUUACCUGAGUUUGAGGUCCCGACGGAAAUGUCGUUGGAAUUGUUGCUAGUUGCAGAUUAUUUGAACAUUUGA